Molecule: messenger RNA, 2390 nt
Organism: Brassica napus (rape)
Lineage: Eukaryota; Viridiplantae; Streptophyta; Magnoliopsida; Brassicales; Brassicaceae
Exons: 18
Coding region: 290-2074 (594 amino acids)
Biological process (GO): regulation of DNA-templated transcription
Cellular component (GO): nucleus
Source: RefSeq, a predicted model, not a curated record
CUGCAAAUGUUAAAAAAAAAAGAAAAUACAAGCGCCAAUACUCACUCUCCCUCCUCAACAUUUUGGUUUCCCUCUCUCUCUCUCUCUCUCUCAAAAUUUCGAAAUCUAAUUUCGUUUUCCCUCCCCCCCCCAAUCUGUUAUCCCUUCUCCUAAAUUGCUGAAUCUGGAGAGUACUCCACUAACCCAAUUGAAAAGUCUCUCUCUCUCUCUCUCUCUCUCUCUCUCUCUCUCUCUCUCUCUCUCUCUCUCUCUUUCGAAUUACAUUUCUAGGGUUUAACUUCUUAUUGCUAUGGCUUUGGAUGACGUGAAAGCCUCGAAGCGCAAAUCGGAUCCUGGCGUUCGAGUCAUCGGUGGAAAAAUCUACGACUCUAGCAACGGCAGAUGCUGUCACCAGUGUCGACAGAAGACGAUGGACUUUGUUGCUUCCUGCAAGGCCAUGAAGAAGGAGAAGCAAUGUCCCAUUAGCUAUUGUCAUAAGUGCUUACUCAAUAGGUAUGGGGAGAAGGCAGAGGAGGUGGGUGCCUUAAUUGAUUGGCGUUGUCCUAAGUGCAGAGGCAUCUGCAACUGCAGUUGCUGCAGGAAGAAACGAGGCCAAAGCCCAACAGGGAUAUUAACACACAAGGCUAAAGCAAGUGGGCUGUCAUCAGUCUCUGAGCUUCUAGAGGUUGAGGGUCAUGAUACCUUUUCUUAUCAGAAGAAAAAGCCAAAGCUGGAGAAUGUUUCCAAUGGAGAUGUUGUUGCCAAGGAUAGCAACAAAGCAGCGGGGAAGAUCAAGAAAGCCUUGAACAAAAUCAAAACCGGCUUUCCAAAGGCCAAGCUGGAGGAUGCUUUUGUUGAAGAUGCUGUUGCCAAGGAGAACAACAAAGCAACAAGCAAGAUCAAGAAAGUCUUGAAUAAGACCAAAACUGGGGUUCCAAAGGCAAAAUCGGAGGAUGCUUCCAUUGAAGAUGUUGCCAAGGAGAACAACAAAGUUACAGGCAAGCUCAAGAAAGCUUUGAAUAAGACAAAAAAUGGCUUUCCAAAGGCAAAACCGGAGGCUGCUUCGGUUGAAGCUGUUGCCAAGGAGAACAACAAAGUGGCGGGCAAGAUCAAGAAAGCCAAAACCACUAACAAAAUGAAAGAGGAGGAAAUUCAGAUUGAGGCUAAACUUCCUAAUGGUAUAAGCUUGACUAACGUCUCAGGCAUUGACAUACCCACUGAAGAAACUGGAAAUGUGUUGCAAUUUCUUGAGUUUUGUUCAGCCUUUGGAAAGGCUCUCGAUUUGAAGCAAGGGCAUGCUAAGUCUAUUGUUGCUGCGGUUUUUGGAAGUGGGCGUAACACAAGGAGGCAACAAUAUUGCUCUGUUAUACCGAUGAUGAUCCAGUUGAUGGAAUUAAUAUCACAUGAUAGAGAUAUGUCUUUGUCUCUAAGUGCAACUGACAGCACUUGGUUCAGCUCUCUUGGAGAGUGCCUAUUGCAGUCAGGAGUUCUGAGUGACGUUUUCCCACCUGAAACCUUCAAAUCAGGUGUCUCUGAGUACAAAAAGAUGGAUGCAUCAGCAAGGCUCAAGCUUCUCAACUUCUUAUGUGAUGAAUCACUUAGCACAUUGAAAAUGAGGAAUUUCAUUGAGAACGAAAGUAAGGAGUCUGACACAAAGGAAAGAGAAGCAAAAGAAAAGGCUGCAGCUGCAAAGGAAAAGGAGAAACAACUGAGGCAGAAGAUCCAAGGUGAUCUUGUCAAAGCCCAUAUGGAAAAAAAAGGAGCUCCAUUGUCCAUGGAAGAGCACCACAAAGUUUUGGCUCAAAUAAAAGCUGAAGCUAAAGAAGCUUAUGGAGAGAUGCUGAAGGCAACAUCUAGAAAGAGGCAACGAUGUGAUGCUGUUAGAACUGACCCGAUCCUUUUGAGUGAUGAUGGUCUUGCUCUCUGGAAACUAAAGUGCUUUGAAGAAGAACCAAAGUUUUUGCUUCAAGAUGUAGGAGGAACCUUUGAUGAUUUAUCUCCACAUGAAAAAUGGUUAGCUUUCAAGCCUGAGCAGAAACAAGAGAUAGAAAAGUAUAUCUCUGCCAAUAGUUUUUGCUUCUAUUUUGUAGGAUGAAAAUGAUGCUAGCACAAAAGAAUGCAAAUGUGGAAAUCAAUUAAAGAACGAGAAUUGGCCAUCAUUCAACUUUCAGUAUUAUGAAAAGUUAAACUCAUAUAUUCUCUUUUGUCAUCUUGGCUUCUUUUGUUCAGUUCAGCUUAAUUCUGUUGUAUGAUAUGGGCAUGAUAUGCUUGUUCUAUGCCUCAGACUCUUACUAUAGUGGGGAAACCUCAAUCUUGUAUGUUAUUUUUGUGUCAACAUCUUUGGUUAUAUAGAAAAUGUUGACAAGAAAAAUUUAAAGCGCUUUCAGAAUGAAUACAUAUUAGUUUUGCUA